CCGGGCCAGGCAGCCUUGCUCAGGGUGGACAGAUGGGCGCACCCUCGGGCUGACGGAUGAAAAGUCGGGCACGUGAACUCUCACCUCCAAAUUGGCUCUGUGCCGGGAGGUGGCGACGGCGGCGGCCGUAAGCUCCGCGGUGGGGGCAGCUCCCGCGUUCUCCUGCCGGCUCCUGCGCGCCGCCUCUGCUCUUUGCAUAGUAAUUUCAGUUUCUGCGCGCAGCGCGCUCGCUCUGGGAACUGGUCUGAAAGCGACCGCAGCUCCGGGGCCCGCCGGAGCCACCCACCUGGCGCCGAGAGCCGUUGGUUGGGCUAUGAGACGGGAAGCCACCGCCACAGCGCAGGCAGUGGCCCCGCCGCCCCGGGGAGAACCGGGCGAGAGCAGGUUGGUUCUUCAGAGGAAUUAUCCCUGACUGUGUCUUUAUUCUGAGCUACAACUGCUUCCCAGUGGGAGCACUACUCAAGGGAGAGAUUCCUAAAGAGAAAUUCCAUGGGGACUGUACCUGACCCUCUAAGAUCGGCUAAAACUUCCCUGAUUGCAGCUUCUGGAAAAGAAGAGGAUCUAGGAGAGGUGGGGUUGGCCUCACCUCAACAUCACGCAGCCCUCCUGUGUAAGAACACCAAUGGCCUGUCAGGAGUUCCUGCCAAACCAGACUUCAACCCCAAGGCAGCUGCUGAGGCCCUGAUGCAGGCUCGUGAGCAUGAGAACACCCAUCCAAACAUGUCUUCUCCUGGUGUCUUCAAUGAAGUGGACAAAGUGUCUCCCACACUCAUCUCUCCUGGUAAAACCCAGCUACCAGGUAACAGUGAGCCCAUAGCACCAGCUCCGUGUUCUUCAGUAGGAAAGGAUCUUAGCCAUGCACCAUUUAAAAUGCCAGCCAGUCAGCACACCCAUCAGGCCAUCCCAGGUGGUCAGCCCAAGGCCAGCCCCUCAUCAGUACCUGAAGAUACCCAGGGGAAAUCGCAGAGAACGUCAAAGGGAGAGCAACCCGAAAAGUCAAGUUGUCCUGCAGGAAGCAUCCUUGGCAGCAGCAAAGAUCACGUGCCCUGUGAUUUUCUUUCUCAAGAAACAAUCGAGGGAAAGGUGCAAAAUCCAAAUACAGCAGCCCAGGGCUUCAGUCAUUCAGCCUCUCCUGUAGGUGGACCUGAAGGGGAUCAGGAGCAGGUCAUUUGUGACUCUGAGAUGAGGUUCUGCGAAUCUCCAGCAAGAGAAGUUGGAUAUUCAGAGAACAAACCACCCUCUGCCAUUGUCUCGGACACCCAGUCCAUGACUUCUGUGACACCUCAACCAUCACACUUCAGUAGCAAAGGUUCAACAUUUCCUCCAGAUCCAGAGAAGGUGCUGUCCCAAGUACAACAGCAGAUAUCAAGGUUCAAAGAAGCAAGUACAAUGACCAACCAAGCUGAUAGCGAGAGCAAGGACAUUUCCCACAGGGCUCAGCAAGAUGCUGAAGUGCAGGCUGUGGCCAGUGUUGAGAGCAGAUCAGUCUCCACGAGUCCCAGCAUCCUCACUGCAUUCUUAAAGGAAACCCCGGUUCCAGAGCAUUUCGAACAAGAGCAGCUGAGUGUCAUUUGCCAUGGCAGUGGCAGCAGGAGCCACACAUUGGAGCUCUCUGACAACACGCUAGUCUCCCGGGAGUCAGGUCAUUGCCGUGUCAUCAUGUCAGAGGUGCACAGCCAGGCAGCUGCAGCUGUUUCUGCAGCUUUCCAAGGGGAAAGUAAAUCAUCAUGCUUACCAGCUGAGGUUCUUAAAUCCUCAUCUAUCAACAUGGCAUCCAGUCAUGCUCAGGAAACAUGUAAAGAAGAUGGGAGGUCGGCAGGAACGAUACCAGGGAGGGAAGAAGCAACCGUUAAACAGCUUUCAAGUACUCAUUCUAGCUCCCUGAAAGCUAGCCCCAUUGAUCAGGCUUCUAUCAGGGUAGGCAGCCAAGCUGAAAUAAGUCAUGGAAUGGGGAAAUUUGAAGCCACACCAUCUGAGUUUAUGGUGAAAACCAUAAACGACCACACAAGAGAUCCAGAUUGCAAACAAUCCAAUGCUUGCAGCUCCACCAGCAAAGCUGACCAGCCUGGGAGCUUGGAUCCCACUGAUAAAGGAGGUGCAAGGGAAAAGAAGCUCACGUCUCCUCAGAUAGUAAAGGAGCAAGAGUCUACUGGCAUCAGUACCCCCGAUGAAAAGGCAGAGGCCAGAACCUUACUUCUCAACCCUAAGUCUCAAGAAAGUGGAGGCACAGCAUCAGCGGCUAAUCCCACACCCUCUCCAAUGAGGAAGAACCAGGAGAGUACCCUAGAAGAAAAUAAACAGACCAAGACAGCCACAAGCCUGAGCCUGCCAUCUGAUUCCAUGGGUGAUUCUAGUCCAAGCUCUGGGAAGAAGACCCCUUCUCGCUCGGUCAAAGCCAGCCCACGCCGGGGCAGCCGGGUCAGUGAGUUCCUCAAGGAGCAAAAGUUAAACGUGACAGCAGCUGCCGCUCAAGUCGGACUCACUCCAGGAGAGAAGAAAAAGCAGCUGGGCGCGGACUCCAAGCUGCAGUUGAAACAGUCCAAGCAUGUCAGAGACGUUGUGUGGGAUGAGCAGGGCAUGACCUGGGAAGUGUACGGUGCCUCCUUGGACCCAGAAUCCUUGGGUAUUGCGAUCCAGAACCACUUACAAAGGCAAAUCAGGGAACACGAGAAGUUAAUCAAAGCUCAAAGUGGCCAGACCCGGAGAUCCGUUUCCUCAGAUACUUCUUCAAAUAAAAAGCUCAAAGGAAGGCAGCACGGUGUUUUCCAGUCCAUGCUGCAGAACUUGCGACGCCCCAACUGCUGUGUUCGUCCUGCCCCUUCUUCUGUGUUAGAUUGAAAGGAAGUGAGCAUGGGGGCUCUUGUAUACACUUAGGGUAUUCAUGAGUGUCAGUCUAUGGGAAAGCUUACUUAUAUUGUUUUUCCCAGAGACCAGGAAGAGAAAGAGCUAUUAAUAGAAAUCCAGUAUGAAGUACAGGAAAUUGCUAUUAAGAAUUGUAGGGUCCUUUGACUGGGGCUCCAUAAAUAAAAAUGCCAUUUCAAUUUGAAAGGAAGUAUGAGAGAAGAGAAACAAACUUCACUGAAGGUUUAUAAUCUUAAUGAAGUAGAAACAAUAUUCACUAGGUUUUUUUGGUAUGAUGUUGCUUAUAGACAGCAUUAUCAUUUUACAUGUGUCAUUUUGUAUCACUGCCUCAAUUUAUCACACUAUGGCAUUUCCAUCAAAAUCCCUGCUUUAUAUUUAAAAUGGUAAAAACACUAUUAGCAAAACACUUAAAAUUUCUAGUCCUAUUGCAAUAAGAAAGCUAUAACCACACAAAUUUUAAGUGAUAACAACAAUAAGGUAAAAAAUUGAGACAAAUUUGACUCAUUCCUAGUCAGAUGAUGUUAAAUAAAAGCAUUUAACUGCAUAAAGUACCAAAUGUUAAUUAAUAUUUGUAAACAUAUGCAAAUAACACUUUUUAUGAACCUUGUUAUACCUGUUAAUAAAUACAAGAAAGUUAUAUUAGAGAAAUUGGCUAAGCUUUUGACUAUAAAUACUGCCUACAUAAAAUAUGAACUUAUAGAUAGAUUUUCCUGCGCUGAAGGAAAGGUGCAUCUCUUUGAUUUUGACUAGAUUAAAUUCGUUUGUCCUUACCCUCUAGAAAGUACCUGAUAAAUUCUUUAAUUUAUCAUGAAAUUAGUGAUAAUACUAAAUUUUAUGUUUUUAGGCAACACAAUGUUUUCUGGUAACAUUCUACUGAGACUUACGGUUCUAGUAAGGAAUUGUGAAUAGCCAAUCACCAAACAUUCUUUUCUGUGUUGAGUAAAGGAGAGCCCCAUAAGUAACAAAAACAAUAUGUUUAAUUUAAACUCCAAUAACAGGAUGGCAUUAUGUUUUUCUUUUGAUUCAAUUCAGUAGCUUCUAAUGGAAAAUGUAGUUAGUACUAACCAAAUAGGAGCUUCCUUAUACUGUUUGUAUGCAGACUAAUAUCAUCUAAUUGCUUAAAUCUAUAAUCUGUAAUAAAAAGGUAUACUCUGAAUUUUUUUUUUAAGAGAAAUUCCAUCGUAUCUCAUCUUUAAAACCCACUGAGAGAAGAGGCCCUUACAAAAACGUGGUUUGAGCUUUGGGUGGGCUGUGAUACGUGAGAAUAUAAGCACCUAUUUGAGCUCAGCCUGCACUUGUCCCUGGAAAAGGACAGUGUCCUUCUGACCCAUGACUGUCCUCCAGGCACUGGCUUGGGAUGACGUGUCAUGGCUUUAAAGUUAGGACAGUCUGAAAGAGAAAAAUGAGCUAGAGCCCUGGAAGGGAUUCCCUAUAGGGAGAGCACAGGCCUCCAUCUUGCGUUUAGAAAAUCAGGCUGAUUUUGUUGUUGCCGGGGUGCUAUUGUUUUCUCCAAACUCAUUCCCUCUGAUGAGCCAGAAAAGAGUAUCUGUCCGUGUAUUAUCUCUCCAGAGACUCAUAAAUGCCAUUUGUGCAGUAAAUUCCUAAGAUCUGCUUUGGCUUUCUUUCAUUUUCUUCUAUUUUGCAGAUUCUAAGCAUAGGGGAAACAAUUAUACCUGGACUUGAACACCACAAGCUACAUGGGACACAACCUAAAUUAGAAAAAAAGCCAUUGAUUUCUUUCAAAGCAAUCUGACUGUAUAUGAAGCCUGGUAAGCAGACCACAGUCACACCAUUCUCACACCCUGAGAACAGUAAUUACAGUUGUAAUUAGAACUUACAAUGUGACUCAUGUUUCAGUUCCUUAAUUGGCCUAUAUUAAGAAUGAUAUCUGAAGUAGAAACUGCCACCUAUGCUUAAAUCAUUAGAAAUUUAGUAUAAAAACCAUUUCUCUUUUGGUCUUAAAUGCCCAGUUUUUGUUGUGUUCACAUUGCAUCUGUUGUUUCAGAUGCCUUUGCCAGAGCAUAAUCUGUCCCAUCUCCCUCUCCUUGGCUAUCUCCCUCGCACAUCGGCACACAUGCUGUGUAUACACAGAGUACACCCUGCGUACACAGUAACAGAUGUCAACAGUACCCACUCCAGAUGGGUGGGCCCUGUGUAAUCCUCUGCUGUGAGGCAUAGAACAGGCUGUUCCUGCAUUAAAAUAGGAGAGAAGAAAGAAUUUAGCAUCUGGUAAUAAUAUUUAUUUUCAUGAGUUUGGAGUAACCACAUGAUUUAUAAAUAGUUAAAAGAAACAGAGACCUAAGAAGAGUUAUAGGCAUUUAUCCCAAACUAGGUAAAUUGGAACUGCUGAUUUGGUAUUACAGUUGGGGCUCUCAAAUUAAAGGUUUUUUUUGAAAAAGGAGGUUUGAUGUAAUAAUUAUAACUGGUUUUCUUUGGUGCUAGAACUAAAUUCUCUAAUUCUACAAUGCUCUAGAAAUUGCCACCAAAUACUAUCAACACUUUCUUGUUUUGCUGCUUAUUAACUCCUCCAGCACUAAAAACUUUCAAAAACAAUAACAGAAAUAAAUCAUCAAAUGGCUAAAUGAGAUAGGAGCCUAAUGAAAACAGCAGUUUUGCAUUAUGAUACUCUAAGGUACUAACUGACAAUAAAACCUUUGUUUGAAAAUUUUCCUUCACUUCAGUCUAUGCAGCGUAAAUAAACAUUUAGGACAUCAUUUGCCACACCUUAGGUUCAUUCAGCAAAUGAAGUUGCAAGACAAUGUUCAUGGUAGACUCUUUGAACCUGCUGUUAUUCUUUUCAGUUAUCCACCUUCAUGACAUGCUGGGUUGAAAGUUGUUUGUUUUUGUCCUUAAUUUCUUUUAGAUAUGAUUUGGUCCUUUUAAUGCAUUUUAGUUUGUGAAAUAUAGAGAUGAUUUUUUUAUCAAAUCAAGAAAUAUAAAUCUUUUCUUAAACCAAUAGUAAAAGAGAUGAAUUAGAACUCAGUGUCUGGAGGAUAAGUAAACAUUUAAAAUGUCAAGAUGCUUCUACCACUUACCAGGUGAAUACUAGAACUUUUAAUUUAAAUACUGAAUUAUCUGCUUUUAUGACCACACACAAAAAAACAUAUCACAUAGCUACAUAUAUUGCAUAGCUAACACAUAUCAUCAGUGUUUCCAUGUGUUUAUCCUUAGAGUGCUUUCCUGUUAUGUCUUUCUGGAUUAUUGGUAUUUGAUCCCCUAGACCAACUACUGAUUAACCUUAAUUGAACAUUUGCUUAAGUCAAGGCUAACCAGAAACUUUUUUGUUUUCAUCCAAAAUGAAGUAUUUAUAAAAUGUGUUUGUAUGCUUUCCUACCUUGACAAGCUCGUCUGUAUUGAAUAUAAUUUGAUCUUUGAUGAGUUUUGAAUCUUGAGUUGUCUGAUGUUCACUAUUUUACAUACCAGUGUUCUCCAUGUUACAGGGUAAAUAUCAAAAUUGAAAUAAAUUGGACUGAAUAGUCAUGCAUACCAUAUACCCUUGGGGUUGAAUUUGGAACCAAAUCCUUAAUAGGAGCUUGUUGUCUUAAAGUAGAAAGCAGAAAGGGAAAUGGCAUUUGGCUACAUCCCAGAAACUUGAGGCUUUACCUUUCCAAUCUUAUUUUAAUGUUAUUCCUCUCAUUUCUGGGAAUACCUAUUAUUCUGGGAAUACCUAUAUACCACACAAAUAAAAAAACUUUACAGUUUUUUUUUACAGAAGAAAUAUACAUCGAAUUUCUGUUAAUGUAAAUUGAUUGGCCUUUGCUAUAUCCACUCUAUCACUAUUUUGCCUCCAAUAUGUGAGUAAUUAUCGUCUUCUUCCUCCUCCAUAUUGAAAAAUAUUUUAAAAUGUGUCCACUUUUAAUGCCACAUAAUUCACUACAUCCCUUGUUUAAUUUUUAAGAAACAGUGUAAAGAAUAAUAAUACAUUACGAUAAGGUUUGCAUAUAUGUAUGUGUUUUUACUGAAAAUAGGGCAUGUGUGGCCUUGUGUAAGCCUCUACCUGUCUGAUUUACUCAUUGUCUACAAUGCUACCAUGGAGAUGAAGCUGUUUACUCUCUGUGGCUUUUGUCCUAAAUGGUGUUUGAGAAAUGAGACCCGUGAAUUUCCCUUUGUGAUAGUAACACAAUGAACUCAGCAGUAUCUUGGAUAAGUGAGCUACCUGCCUUGUCCACACCCUGUUUUGUCUACGUGAAGAAUCAAAAGUCACGUCCACGUCUGCUCCAGUGUUUGUGAUUUUAUAUUGAGAUCUGUGCAUUUUGCUUUCUGUUAGCAAUUCUUGAUGUCAUAUAUGGCCUGCUUGGUUGAUUUCUCUCCAAAUGUGGGUCAGCUGCUACCAUCCGGCAAAUAACAGGUAAUAUGCUGAAUCUCUUGUCCAUCCUUGUAACUAUAUCCUUUUUUAUGCAACUCUGCAACUGGCUGAGUAAUUAUAAAUGUCAUCUGUGCAGACACAUUGGCUUAAAGAUGUCUGUAAAAUUUUAGACAUUUUUGCAAAGCAGGGGAGAAUCGUCCUAUAAGUAUCGAAACAGAUUUCCAUGAACUUGAUCCUAUUCUUGGGGAAAAAAAAUUCUCUUAGGCUACAGGAAUCAAAUAAGCUUGGUUUGCAAUGACGAAGGACGUAAGCGGAGAGAGAUUGAGGUAGAAAAAUUCUGUUUUACAGGUGACAUCUGCCAGAGGUCAUUACAGCUACUUUUAACUGUGAACACUCACCAGCUAAACUACUCACUUGCCACAACCAAAUAACCUCUCUAAAGUAAAUCCAGUACAUCUGUAUAUAUGUGUAGAUAGAAACAAACAAAAAAUCCUGAAACAUUACUGUUAGCUAUUAAAUAAAUCAAUGGGAUGAUAAUUAUAAAGGACAUUCAAAUAACUGUGGACCUUGGUGAAAUGACUACAGGGGUCAGAAUGGUGCAACAAGAUGUCACUUAAAAGUUUUUUUAAGACCCAGAUAUCUCAGAUACUAAUCAUGAGAAUAAAGACUGUUGAAUAUGAAAUUAAAGCUAAGCAAUAAUGUGCCAAAAAUAUGAGGCAGUUAUACCAGCAAGUGCAUCUAUUAUGGGCACACCAUUAUGUAAUUAUUGUUUGCGCCAUGAAAACUGACUGUAACCCACAAGAUGAAACAAGUGAAGGCAUAAUAUCUGCUUUCUUGCCAGAAAAAACUUGUUUAGGAGCUCCAUAAAGACAUAUAGCACUAGUGAGCAUUAGAGGAGAUACGGUUAACAUCUCUGUUUUUAUGCUAGCCAAGACAGAAAAGGAGUCACCAAAAGUCUUGCUGGCUGAAAAUUCAACAGCUCUGACCAGAAACUUCGAUGAAAUGAAGGGGUUAAGCAUACGGCCCAUACUCUUCCUAAACACUAGCAUGCAGAAAAGCAAGUCAGUGAACUCUUCUCAGAGCAGUAACAGCCUUAGUUAUGAAAAAUGGGUUCCCAAAUGUAAAAGAAUUAAAAUAUGAGUACUCAUAUCGAAAUAAUGCCUUACAGAAAAUGAUACUACAGAUGGGCGUUUCUAAAUACUAAUUCUUUGUCAAGUAUCUUUAUGAGUUCAAGUUCAAAAUUAAUUGGUUGAGAAAUAGUGGGAAUAAAAAUAAGGUAUUUCAUACUUCAGAAAAAUACACUGAGGAUCAAGCAGCAUGGUGAUAAUCAUGAUGAGAUACCCUAGUGGUUUAAGUUUUUAAGGAGAAUUAAAUGGGAGAGAUGCUAAAAAUUUUCUUGAUCUUUUCAAGAUGAGGGGGAAGAGGUCAUCCAUUUAUUUCCAGGGUGAAAAUUAUAGCUUGCUUUUUGACACUGCUGCUGCUGGCAUUACUCUGUAAUUUAAAAAUUAAAUUGUCUGUUCUUUAGCAAAACUUUGAAUCAGGUCAACUAUUUUUUUUUCAUACAUAUCAUUGCUUUUAUGAUCAUGUAAAGGCUGUGUACAGAGCAAAACUACUGAAUGAUUAGAAGGGGCCAAGUCCUGUUUAUCAGUAUUCCUUAAUGAUUUUAGUUUGGAUUCAUUAGCAUUUAUUUUAGACCACAUCUUUGAGUAAAUUAUCUUUCAUGUUUUCCAUCAUGUCUUCAAAUAAUAUUUGUAAAUUAGGAGACUGCAGUAUUAUAGUCAUGUUCCCCAUCCCUAGAGAGGGUAGAGACUAAUUUUUGUUUUAAGGACACCAGGAGAUACUUUUUAUUGAGGUUAGAAAAGGUCAACAUGGCCUGAAAACUCAAGAAAGAAAUAUGCUAACAAUUACUAAAUUUCUAAAUGUAUUUAUCCCUAAUGUAUUUAUCCCUACUAAUAUGUGAACAAUAUGUUAUACAUAAUAUUGUAGCUGGCUGUGGUAUGUCAGUACACUCUGUAAGUAUGUACAGUCUGUGAGUGAUUGGUUUUCUAUUUUUAUGUGUAGGAAAAAAUGACAUGCUCUAUUCCAUUUUAAGGCCAAGUUCUCUCACCCUGUAGGCACAUGUACAAAAGUGAGUAAAGCCAACAAAAUAGUGUAUAUGUGUAAUCAGCAACAGAAUUUGUCCUUUCAUUUUUGAAUGCCAGAAAGGACUGGGUUUUAUUUUUAUCAUCUUCAAGAGUAGAUAACAUAAUUAUCACGUAGUCCAAAUAUAGUAAUCAGUAUGUUGGCAUGCUGCUAAACAUGCCAGGGCUAAUUAACCACUCCAUUAGUCACAGGUAAGGUCAGUUGUUUGACCACUGGGAUGAUUUACUUUCUUCACACAUCCUCUCUGUGUUAAGUGUGUGACUAGGAUGUACAUACUAUGGGUGUAAUUGUGUACAUACCUUGUAUGAAUUAUCUCAACCCUCAAAGCAGAUGCAAGAAAGCAGUUAAGAAGAAAUGGUUAUUCAAAAGCCUCAAAAGGGCUAAUCAAUAGGUAUUUUCAUUUUCUACACAAAAAUGUAUAUAUGGCAUAACUGUAAAUAGCUUACCUACAUAAAUAUGCACAUAUAAAUGCAUUUUAUUCAUGCUGGUGUAUUUAAAUAAAUCACAAAUUAAAAUAACUAAUUGAAAACUACAUCUUUCCAAGACUGUUCUGUUUUACUAACAAUAUUUGAUCACAUGCUCCUCAUUAAAUGGUGUUUCUCCCUGGUAGAGAUGUAGUAUUUAGAAAAGCCUAGCAUCCUGAACUACAGAAAUCUAGUUAGCAUCUUAGUGAGGCACAGACUGGUACCUGAUCAGCUUCAAAGCUUUAAUGGUGUACUUCAGACACCUAAUUUUCUAUCUGGAAACAUCAGACACUGGGGAAAACCAAUUACGCUUUUUGGACUCCAUUUGGACAAUUAUCAGUGUGUUUAUUUGCACAGGCUGAUAAAAGCUCAACAUUUUUUAGAGCAAUAUAUUCCUAGAUUUCAAAAGAAUGUGUUAUCAAUUGAAGUGGAAAAUGAUCACAGGCUUUCUUCACUUGAGGUCAGCAAAACAAUGUUUAGCAACACCAGAGGGAAGAUGAACAUUAAAAUGAAAGAAAAAAUUACAAAUGAUGUUGGUAGGCUAAUAGGAUACUAGUAAUUGGGAGUUCCUUAAAAUGGAUUCAAAUAAAUUACUGUUACCAAUACAGGUGAUAUUGUGUAGACUAGAGAGCAGGGUUAGGGUCGUUAGACAGCAAGUGUCAACACUGGACAAGAUCCGUCAACUUAUCAUAAUUCUAAUUGGUAAAUUCAUGUUGUUAGAGUUUCACUUCUUCUUAAAGGGAACGUUCUACUAAUGAUUCAGAAAGUCUGAUCUUGUUCCUAAAAACUAGUAUGAUUUGGCCCUGAUUCCUUGAAACACUAAAAAUUAUGUUGGGUAAGUAUUAGAUUGAAGAUAUGAGUGGGAAUACCAAAAUUGCUCAUUAUUAGAGAAUUCCAUUCAGCAAAGUGCAAACAUAACCACUUCUCAGUAGAAAAUUCAGAAUAACAUUUAAAUAUUCAUGUUUUAGAGAAUUAACGUGCCAUCACUGUCUCUUAGCUAAAAACAAAGGGUUAACCAACCAUAAAGACACUACAAUAAUGACCAUAAUUGGCAGUAUUUUUUUUAACUACCAAAAAUGUACUUGUUGAAAGGGCAACAUAUCUAACAUCUUGAUGAUUGUCAUUAUCUGCUGUUGCUUAAAAGAUAAAUAUAUGUACUUAACUUGGAAGAUAUACAUUAACUUAAAUGCCACCCAGGAAAUGAAUCACUGUCAAUAUGAGAGUAAUGUAUGUGUGUAAAUACUCAGCUGAAAAGACCAAAAACAUAGUAUAAUGUUAAAUCAUUAAAGAAACAAUAUUCAAAAUGGAAAGUCCAUAUGAAUUACCCAUAUUGGAAUCUAAAGUUGUCUUUUCAUGCUGUCAUAAAUGGUUUCUUUAAUAAAGUUCCCAUCCUCUGGAUAAUGACCCGCCAAUGAAACUUCAUUUCCUAGAAAAAGAUGAAACGUUAUGAUUUGUACAUGGAUAGAAUAAGAUUUUGUAAUAUGUACACUUCCACCUUCACUCUGCAUUUGAGUUUCGAAUGGAUGUUCAAGAUGCUGAAAUUCAACUGGUGACUUUCAUCCUUGAAAAAUUUAAAAUAUGAUUUUUGCAUCUCACUUUCCAUAAUAAACAGAGUAUGAAAUUUACUUUUUUUGUUGUUAUUUUUGCUGCUGCUGCUGUUGCUGCUGCAGUUGAAAUUGUUCUUUUAGCCUUGGAUGUUUAGAAUCAGUUAAUUUUCAGUGUGACACUAAUUCAAUGCCAGGACUCUGCAGUGGAGCUGAAAGUAUUUAUGAUGAAAGUCAUUUAUUUAUUUAUAAGAGAAUUCCCAGAGAGCUGUUUUACCUGAUUUUGGUGGCACAGCACAGAGUGUCUGUGUGUGUGUGUGUGUGUGUGCAUGUGCUUUUACUCUUCUUUGGUGAGAGUGAUGAGUGUGGCAUACAUGGAGAUACGGUCAGGCUUAACUUGUCUUAUGUCCAGGCUUAGCUGCCUCUUGCCCAGAGCCAUCCAGGUCUGUGUAGUUCUAGCUUCUUCACGUAGUCUUUGUGAAUAAAUCCGAGUCCUGCAAUUCCUGGAAGGAGACAGAAAGCCCUACUGUGUCCUCCAAUCCAGCUCAAUCCCUUUUGACCUCCCUGAAUCUGUCCUCAUCAAGGAACCGUAGGGAAGAUUGAGUUCAAGAUUUACGCAUCCCAAAUCUCAAAAAAAUGAUUUAGUGAAGUUUCCAUGAAAUUUAAACAAAUUGGUUCAAAAUUUCCAAGGUAUAUUCUCCCUCUGACUACUCUGUGUAUAAACACCUGCUAUUUCAGAUUAAAGUGGUGUCCUAGAGCUGCCAUCAUCUAAUUCUUCUGAAUACUUAGACAUUCAUUCUUGGCAAAAUUAAACCUCAUGUGUUUCCAAGGAUAUAAAUGCUAUCCAUGAGGAAGUUAGAUUGUGCGACAUUCCUCAGGGUGACGAAAAGAGAUUUUUUUCUUAUGUCUCGAGCUGUUUAUGUCCUACCAGCAGGUGUUUGUCUCAUUAAGUGUAAUUUCCAACCAACUGUUCUCACUCAUCCACAUCCUCAACUUUGAGUAGUAGACAGAAGAGGGGCCUUCUUAGUAUCACUCUGGCUUCACUGGACUGAUUGUAAACUCAAAGUAUCACAUUUCUUAUGAAACUCCUUGUUGUAAAUCAAAUAGGAUCACUUUCGGUCUACCACACAUUCCUGAUGAACUCAUGAAUGCCAACAUUGUUUAGUUUUCCUUAAAACCAGCUAGACUAUCAGUUAACUAAUGUACGUGGUUCUAAAAACUGCAGUCAGUUUUUCCAAAUAUAACACUGAGGACAUGUUAACAUAGUCAAAAUUCAGAUUGUCACGGUGGAAGCUGAAAGUGCUCAUGGAGGUUUCUAGUGGGUGUAUUGGCAUCUUGGGACUAUUUCCUGACAUCGUUUUUUAUUCCUACUUGACACCUCUCAAUCAAACUGCACAGGAACUUUGGUCUACCAUGCAAAAAGAAAAAAAAUGAAACAAGCAGAAAGUCAUUACUGAAGAUAUUAUAAGUGUUUAAAAAUAAAACAUGAUAAGACUUCUUAAAGGACUGGAAAAUAUUUGCUUGUUAUCUGAGUCCUUUAAGCUGAAAUUCAUAGGAAGAAUAAAGGCUAUGUGCCAAACACUUAAAUGCUCCCAUUAUAUGUCUCAACCAUGGGAGGUAUUGUGUUAAAAUGUGCUCUAUUUUUGGUUAUUUUUUUCCAUUGCAGAUUGAGACAUAUGAAUUGGAUGACUAAAGUGAUAUGGGGAAAAAUACCAGGCUUUGAACCAAAAAACCAUGGGUUCAGAUCUCAGCUUGGAAUCAACAAGCUAAAUUCCUUGUCCAGGUCAUUUAAUCUCUUUGAGGCUCAAUGUUUUCAUCCUCAAAAUGAGGAUAACAAUACAUAAUUUGCAAAAUUGUGUGUAUUGAAUGACAUAAUUAGGCAAAAUAAAUAUUCUUUCCUUCCCCUG
Choloepus didactylus (southern two-toed sloth) is the source of this 13225-nucleotide messenger RNA. It is a transcript of the gene GPRIN3, whose product is annotated as GPRIN family member 3. The transcript is spliced from 2 exons. Gene Ontology annotation, cellular component: plasma membrane. The record is from RefSeq and is a predicted model, not a curated record. Bases 490 to 2838 code for a protein of 782 amino acids. NCBI's taxonomy places the organism in Eukaryota, Metazoa, Chordata, Mammalia, Pilosa, Megalonychidae. Gene Ontology annotation, biological process: neuron projection development.